CUUGUAGGUAGUUUCGUUUACAUGUAUCAUAAACAUACUGACGCACUUACGAAUCGUUGAAGAAAGACAACUUCUCUUUUGGACCUUUCUUGACGCUUGACCACCGGACGGGCAAGAAAUCCUUCCAACCUUAAUUCAACCUUCACUCAACCAUCGCCUCUAAAGCCGAUCACCUGUCUACAACGUAAACAUCCUACCUACCGCUUCACCGCAUGUUUCCAGACAUUCCACACGCUUGAUGACGCGUCCCGAUGCUACAGACGGGCAUCGCGACGCCUCUCAUGACCGUCAGUUGGCGUCGGUCGUCAGUUUUUCCAUAGCAGUCCAUUCAUCAUUGCCUGUCAGAGCGUUUCGUCUCGGUUAAGUUUUUGUAGGUCGGUGAGUCUGUCAGGAUACCAGACAAGUUCGGGGAGGAAGGAAAGAACGGGACGAGCCAAGAGUUGGACCAUUUUCAUGACCGGUGCUGUGGGGACCAUAACUGCUGUCAUCGCCGGACCUCCCUCCGCAGUCGGAACGGUCAACUGUGGAACUGUCAACUGCAGUAUGGUGAACUCUGUCGACGCUGGUUCGACGGAGCACUUCUUGGACCCAGUCGACCAGGCGUAUCAUGACUCGCUUCAGGAAGAACGUCGAAGAACGGGAAGAUACUUGGCAGCAGGCUUGGUGAUAUUUCUAGUAAUCUUAGGGUUGUACCAUGCAGUACGAUUUGGUUCUACAAGGUUAUCAGCUCUUCUAGGAGCUGCCCUUAUAAUGUCCAUGUACCUACUCUGGCUGUUGUAUGCCUCGCAUCGCAAGAAACAAGUUCUUAGGGCAAGGGAACUGGCCAUAGAGCAGCAGGUGCACGAAGUUUUAAUCCACAGAGCAAAAUCAAAGGAGAAGAUUGACAAGCCGAAAAGAAAAUUGAGGAAACAUCGACCAACCGUUUUAAGAUCGUAUUCUAUCGGAUGACCUCCAUGGUCUAUAAUUUAUAUGGUCCUGGAAUAUUCUAAAUCUGGAUACGAUGUUUUCCAACGUUUUCUAAUGAUCAGUGUAACUCCUAUACUAUCUCUUCAGUACCUAUAUGCUUUGUUAGCACUAAGUUCACAGCACAAAAGUUGAUCGAAUCUGAAAAUUGAGAAGAAAACGGAACGCAAAAGUUUCAGUUCUGAACGUUCCGGAAAAGCAUCUGUAUCUCACUUUCCUUGUUAUAUGUAUAUUUGUGUGUGUGUACAUGUAAACAUUUCUAUAAAAUAUCAAUACAUUUUUAUAAUAAAAAAUAUCCAAGGAAUGAAAUUAAUGAGUCGAAAUAAACUACCUUGGUUGAGAAAUUUACGCCAAAGGACAGGCUAAACAGCAGACCGAUUAUUGUUACACGUGGCCCUAGACCUCGACCACUCUAAAGAUAUUGAUUGGAGUCACGAACCCAUUAAGGCGAGAAUACACAUGCCAGUAAAAUAGCAUGCCAGUGGCCAGUAAGUUGUAUGCUAACUACUUGUCCUACGACAUCCCAAAAUACACAUGCUAGUUUUGGAUAUGCCAGUCUGUGAAAACUUUCCUUUAUCUUCUUUAACUCUUGGUGGUAGGUUGUUCUUAGGUUUUUUAUCUUAUCUUUCAUAAAUUUCAAUGUUAAAUUGUUAUCAGUCAUUUGCUUCAAUAAAGACUUGUAAGCAUUGUCUCUAGCGAUUUUAUUUUUAUACAAUGGAGAUCAUGUAUUCCAUAAACACGGAUACUGCAUAACAAACAAUAAAGUCUUUUCGUCUCCCUAACGAGCCAUUUUGCCCCGAAAUAAACAAAUAGUUCUAUAGUUCAAGAAUCCGUUUUUCACAUGCGAGUUUCUGGUAACGAUGUCGUUCACACACCUUUGAACAUGACUCGCAUGUUUCCUCCCCUCCAUUCCCUCGACGAAAUCCUGCUACUGGCACACAAAAAUCAAACGUCUUGCGAUCUACUGGCGUGCUAUCUUCUAGGAUGGCUUCUUGCUGGCAGAGAAAGUCACACAUGCAAGUAGCACGCACAAUCCAGUAACUGGCAUGCUUAAGUGCGUGUAACAAGCAUGUGUAUUCUCGCCUUAUAAGGACAUGACAGGCUAAAAAGAGUCAUUCAGAAGUGUAUAUUAUCUUGAUUUGUCGAAAACAUCUAUCGAGAAGGUGGAAUUUAGGUCAUUUGAGGAAAAUAUC
Acanthoscelides obtectus is the source of this 2156-nucleotide messenger RNA. NCBI's taxonomy places the organism in Eukaryota, Metazoa, Arthropoda, Insecta, Coleoptera, Chrysomelidae. The record is from the annotation of a GenBank genome assembly.